This is a messenger RNA of Ichthyophthirius multifiliis, 1380 nucleotides long. RefSeq lists its product as hypothetical. The record is from RefSeq and is a predicted model, not a curated record. The transcript has 2 exons. Lineage: Eukaryota; Ciliophora; Oligohymenophorea; Hymenostomatida.
AUGGACAAAAAUACCUAGAAUAAGCAAUUUCUUUAAUUUAAAAAGGUGAAGUAUGCCUUUUUUUUGAAAAUUCGAGAAAAUUAGAAGACCUUUUCAUUUUGCAUUCUGAAAUAUUGCUUUUAAAAAGAGAAUAUAGACCGAGAGUAGGAAAUUAUAAGGUAAUAUUAUUAUAUAUAUUAAAAUUAAUAAUUUUAAAAAUAGCAUUUGAAUAUAAAAGACAUAAAAUAAAAUACAUAAGAAAUAGAAUAAAUAUUAGAAAAUCAAAUAAAAAAUAAUUAAUUAGAAUGUAUAAAAUUAGAAUAAGAAGCUUAAAAAAAUAUAAAAUAUGCAAUUCAAAUUACUAAAUGUAAAUAAAAUUUAAAAGAAAACUUUCCUGAAGAUGCUAAAAAUUAACUUUAAAAUAUACAAAAUUUGCCUCUUGAUAUUUAUUUCGAUAUAAUAGAAUCAGAUUAUAUUUAUAAAAAAAAUUAUAAUCCUAUAUUAUUUGAUGAAAGUAAAAGAAAGUUUGGUGUUAAUAGUAUUGAUUUACUACUUUAUAUAAAUAAACUAAAUAACGAAGCUUAAUUCUUUACUUUCUCUAGUAUGUAUCUUUAAAAUAAAAUCACUAAAGUAAUAUAAUGUAUAUUAUAUUUAAUAUCAUUUUAUAUUUAAAGACACAUAAAUAUCUUAAAAGUUAAUUUCCGAAUUAUAAUAUUAAUUAUACAGUCUAAUCAAAUAUUGAUGCUUCUCCUAUUGAAAUAGGUAUUUUUUUUUGUUAUUUUUUUUGUUAUUUAUUUUUCUCUUUUAGGAAACAUUAUUAUUAAAAAUCACUAUUGUUAAUUUAAUAAUUCUAAUAAGUUUAUAUAUAUAUUAGGUUCUUUAGAUAAAACUAAAUUAACAGCAACUGAAAUAAAUUAAGAAGAAAUUAAUAAAAUAAUAUUAAAUGAGGAAAAAGAUUCUAUAUAUGGAAAUGUAAAGAAAUUAAAUUAAUAUAUACAAUUAUAUUUAAAAUUUAUAUAUUAGAUUUUUAUUAAUUCUGAAGAUCUUAAUGAUUUAUUAUAAUAAUGCCUAGAUUUAAAAUCAAAUAUGUAAGAAUCUGAUAAAAAAACUCCUUUAGUAAAAGAAAGAGACUAUAAAUAUCAUAAAAUGAAUUUUAGAAACAUAAUAGCAUAAUUCGGAGCUUUUUUUUUCUAAAAAGAAUGCGAAAAAGAUUAAAAAAAUAACUUUAAAAAGGGUGAAAAAGAAAUCGAUUAUCUUGAUAAAUAUGUGGUUUUUGUACCUUAUCUAAAUAUAGAAAAUAUCCAAAUAUUUAUAGACAUUUUUAGUAAUUUAGGAUUAUAAAUUAAAAACAUGAAUAUUCUAGCUAUAUUACGUUAUUUCCAUCAUAAUAAAUAUAAAUGA